AUGGGUCACGAAGAUGCCGUCUACCUCGCCAAGCUUGCUGAGCAGGCUGAGCGCUACGAAGAAAUGGUGGAGAACAUGAAGGUUGUUGCCUCCUCAGACCAAGAGCUUUCCGUCGAGGAGCGGAAUCUGCUUUCAGUCGCAUACAAAAACGUCAUUGGUGCCCGCCGUGCCUCUUGGAGGAUCGUCACCUCGAUUGAGCAAAAGGAGGAGUCCAAGGGCAACGAGUCUCAAGUCACCUUGAUCAAGGAGUACCGCCAAAAGAUUGAGGCUGAAUUGGCCAAGAUCUGUGAGGACAUUCUCGAGGUUCUCGAUAAGCACUUGAUUCCUUCUGCUCAGACUGGCGAGUCCAAGGUUUUCUACCACAAGAUGAAGGGCGACUACCACCGCUACUUGGCCGAGUUUGCCGUUGGUGACCGUCGCAAGACUUCUGCUGAUGCUUCUCUUGAGGCUUACAAGGCUGCCACGGAGGUUGCCCAGACAGACCUUGCUCCUACCCACCCAAUCCGUCUCGGUCUUGCUCUUAACUUUUCCGUUUUCUACUAUGAAAUCCUUAACUCACCCGACCAGGCUUGCCACCUGGCCAAGCUUGCGUUUGACGAUGCCAUUGCUGAGUUGGACACCUUGAGCGAGGAAAGCUACAAAGACUCCACCCUCAUCAUGCAGCUUCUCCGAGACAACUUGACUCUCUGGACCUCGUCCGAGGCCGAGACCUCUCAGGAUGCUGCCCCCGAGAAGAAGGAUGAGGCGCCCGCCGCCUCAACCGAGGCCCCAGCUGCUGCCGAGUAA
Talaromyces proteolyticus is the source of this 786-nucleotide messenger RNA. Its product is annotated as putative 14-3-3 family protein ArtA. The record is from RefSeq and is a predicted model, not a curated record. The coding region runs from base 1 to 786 and encodes 261 amino acids. Gene Ontology annotation, cellular component: cytoplasm. Gene Ontology annotation, biological process: signal transduction. Lineage: Eukaryota; Fungi; Ascomycota; Eurotiomycetes; Eurotiales; Trichocomaceae. The transcript is spliced from 5 exons.